Molecule: messenger RNA, 4743 nt
Organism: Brassica napus (rape)
Lineage: Eukaryota; Viridiplantae; Streptophyta; Magnoliopsida; Brassicales; Brassicaceae
Exons: 4
Coding region: 1-4743 (1580 amino acids)
Molecular function (GO): zinc ion binding; nucleic acid binding
Source: RefSeq, a predicted model, not a curated record
AUGGCCCGUCUCCAAGGAGCGUUGAAACCCUCCACUUCGGUCCGGUCGUUACAACAGUCGUCUCUCGCCGGCGCUUCAAGCGCUGAUGCUGUAAUUGCUGCUUCGGUGGCACCCACGACUGAGGUUUCGCCGUCGACCCCUGAGGUCUCUGUAGAUCUGAGUUUGGGUCACCUACCACUACCGCUAGCUCCUGUUCUUGAGUUUGGCAAUUCAUCACCUCUCACGCCAUGUGAGCUUGACGUUACCCCUACAGUAUCGGAGGAGGUAACUCCUGACGCUACAAUAGAGGUUUCCCUUCCAAUCCAGGAAGUGGUUAGUAGAGACAUCCCUCAUGGAGCCCUGCAGAAGGCUGCUACCCUAGGGGAGUACUCUGGAACUAAGAGCUACGCCAGUUUAGUCAAGGACUUUGCGACUUUGGAAGAGCUAGGAACACCCUCUGAACACGUAUCGGGAGUACCUUUCGUUCUUAUCCCGGAUGAAAAUAUAGAAUCAGCUAAGGAGGAGUUUCGUGAUUACAUCUUCGCUAGAUUCCACGGGGACUGGCCUUCCAUGGGUCGUAUAAUCGGUGUUGUUAAUGCCGUAUGGGCUAAGACAGGGCCGCGAAUCUUUGUCCACAUGGAAGCUCCGAUUACAAGUGCGGUGGUUCCAGUAGAGCUAAGGGGAGUCCCUUACUUGCUGUUCAACAAGGAGAGUUUGAGUCGGCUGGCCACAGCAGUAGGCAAACCUGUGUCUUUGGCUCCGGAAACAGAGCGGAAGGAAAACUUUCAGGUUGCAAAGUUAUUUGUGCGUGUGGAUCUCACACGGGAGCUCCCCUCAAAGAUGAUCUCUGGGUUUUCAAAUGGGAAAGAAAAUGAGAUAACUAUUUCUUACCCUUGGCUCCCACUAAAGUGUAAUGCUUGUGGUAAAUAUGGUCAUCUCAACACCAAGUGUCGUGCCCUGCCUCGUAGUAACAAGGAAGGCAGAAGACGUUCUCCUAGUCCAACGAAUGAGGAGGAUAAGGGGAGGAAACAGUCUAGGCAAGGACGUCGUAGGAGAGGAGGUAAAGCUGGUACUCACAACAAGGAGCGAUCGGUAGAUGGUGAUGCGAAGAAGGGUGUCACAUCCUCUCAGGGUUUGGAAGAUGGUGAAAUACCUCCUGAGGAGCAUACAGAGGACACCACUGUAACAACUCCGGUUAGGGAGAAUGGCAUUCCUGAAUCAUCUGAUAAGACUGUCCCACCGGAUAUCUCUAUUCAGAAAUUCCCACCUGCGCACGACUUGAUUACUUCUUCGUAUGAGUCAGGUCCAUCCUCGGGGGUCCCUAGUGCUGAGGCAGACGGCUCAGAUGAGCAUGAAGCCCCGUUUUUGCUGGAAAGAAAUUCACAACGGAUUAAUAAUGCUCUCCCUAUAGGAUGGAGCUUUUUCGGCAACUAUGAUCAUCAUCUCUCGGGUCGAAUAAUUGUUGUUUGGGACCCGUCUGUUCGAGUCUUCAUCUACAAGUCUUCUGCUCAGGUUGUUACUUGUGGGAUUUAUCUUAUGGCGGAAAAUGUGAACUUCACGGUCUCUUUUGUUUAUGGGUUCAACACUGUACUCGAGCGUAAAAACUUAUGGGAAGAGAUGGUCUACAUACAUGAUUCCACUCCGGUUGUUAACUCUCCUUGGUCGGUGCUGGGAGACUUCAACCAAAUCUUUCGUCUAAGCCAGCACUCUGAUUACCCUCUCUCAGUUAUUGAUCCAUCAGGUAUUGAUGAUAUGGUUGCAGCUUUGCAGGACUCUGAGCUCUUCGAAUGUCAAGCGAAAGGCCUCCCUUUCACUUGGUGGAAUAACAGUGGCUCCAACCCUGUCUCCAAAAGAAUUGACCAUGCUCUUAUCAACCACUCGUGGGCCGCUUCAUUUCCGGAUUCAUACGCAGACUUUCUUCAGCCAGAUCAGUCUGAUCAUGCGCCUUGCCUUCUCAGGGUUCCCUCAAUCAGUAGACGUAUCCGCAAGCCUUUCAAAUUUUAUCACCAUCUUACUGGCCAUCCUGACUACUCUUCUGUUGUCUCAGACGCGUGGUCAAAUGCUGAAGUUCAAGGAUCUGAGCAGUUUAAAUUGGUCCGACGAAUGAAGCUUCUUAAGACAGAUCUGAGGAACUUAAAUAAAACGCACUUUAGUGGCAUCACAGGAAGGGUAAAGCAGCAGUCUGUGAGGGUAGCGAACCUGCAGCAAAGUCUUCUCACCUGCCCGGACCCAGCUACUGCCUCUGAGGAGCACCGUCAGCGUGAUAUCCUUAACACCUUACUCAAUGCUGAGCAAAAGUUCUUCAGGCAGAGGUCGCGUGUUCGCUGGGCUGAUGUGGGAGACAGGAAUACACCUUUCUUUCAUAAAACGGUAGCACAAAGGAAUAAUAGCAACCACAUCCAUUAUCUGAUAGAUGAGUCUGGCCAGUUCCUGGGGUCCAUCGAUGAUAUAAAGGCGCACUCAGUCUCUUAUUUCCAGGAUAUCCUUGGCCACACAGAGCUUCCUGUCUCACCAGUUCCUCUAAAUGCUUUGGAAGAUUUGCUCUCCUUCAGAUGCUCGGACCUACAGAAAGCUUACCUGAAGAGAGAUGUCCUGGAAACUGAGAUCAAAGGUACUAUCUUCUCCAUGCCCCUAAACAAAAGCCCAGGUCCCGAUGGCUAUUCUUUUGAGUUCCUUAAAGCAUCGUGGGAUACUGUUGGAGGGGAUGUGAUUGCUGCGGUUUCUGAGUUUUUUCGUAAUGGCCGAUUGCUGAAAGACCUAAACACCACAGCUAUUGUUCUCAUUCCUAAGACCACUACUGCUUGUAGCCUUCGGGACUACCGGCCGAUAAGCUGCUGCAACAUUGUGUAUAAGAUCAUCACCAAGAUAAUCGCCAACAGGCUCAAGCCGAUUCUCAAGAGUUCGAUAAGUCGUGCUCAGUCGGCUUUUCUUAAAGGGCGCAGCUUGGGUGAAAACGUCCUUCUUGCAGCUGAGCUGAUCCGCAAGUUCUCUGUGGCCAUUAAUGGUGAGUUUGCAGGUUUCUUCCCGGGGAAAAAGGGGCUGCGUCAAGGUGAUGCAAUCUCGCCGUACCUCUUCAUUAUGGUGAUGGAAGUACUGUCAAAACUGCUUGAACGAGCUGCUGCUGCUGGACAUUUUCGCCUCCAUCCUCGGUGUUCUGAGCCUAUAGUCACGCAUCUGCUUUUUGCUGAUGAUCUUCUUGUGUUCACUGAUGGGUCAAGGCACUCUAUCUCCGGUGUUAAGAACGUGAUGGCAGGGUUUAAAGACUGGACAGGUCUGGAUAUAAAUGCUGAAAAAUCUGAAAUUUUCUUUGGUGGGUAUCUAGAUAUUGAGGCUGCUGUCAUCAGUGACAUCUCAGGUUUCAAGCGUGGUAAAUUCCCAACUCGGUAUCUAGGCCUACCGCUAUGCCCUAAGAAGAUCAGUUUUGCGACGCUGCAGCCUUUUCUUGAGCGAAUAACUGCCAAGCUAAACAAUUGGACAGUUAAAUGCCUCUCCUAUGCCGGCAGGAUCACUAUGAUCUCAUCCGUCAUUUAUGGAAUGGUAAAUUUUUGGAGCUCGGUCUUCACACUGCCAAAGAGGUUCUAUGCUAAGGUUGACUCCUUCUGUGCGUCCUUCCUCUGGAAAAAUAAGACUACAUCGGCUUCGGGGGCUCGAGUUAGCUGGGACGAUAUAUGUAAACCGAAGAAUGAGGGCGGAUUAGGAAUCAGGAAGUUGGAAGAUUUCCAAUCAGUCUUCCAGCUGAAGAGGGUUUGGAAUUUUUUCUCUGAGGCAAGCUCUUUAUGGGUUGCUUGGCUCCAGCAUAAUGUCUUCGCGGGGUCAUCUUUUUGGACUGCUGAAACUUCUACUACUUUCUCAUCUACGGUCAACCAAAUGCUGAAGCUGAAGCCGAAGCUAAAUGCCUUAAUGAGAUGCAAUUUAGGGGAUGGGAAGUCUGUUAGCUUCUGGUUUGACUGGUGGACUGAUCUUGGUCCCCUAAUCUCUGUGUGUGGCAGGAGAGGUACUAGGGACCUUCGUAUUCCCAUUGACGCUACUGUUAGUGCUGCUGCACCUAAUGGACACUGGUCUCUUCCACCGGCGAGAUCCGAUGAAGCUGAAACCUUGCAGGUGGUUCUCUCAACGAUGCAGCCACCAUCAUCUUUGCGCGGAAAGGAUUGUUUCCUUUGGCGGAGUGGUGCUCACUCUUUUCUGCCCAAGUUCUCUUCUAAAGCUACUUGGAACUUUGUAAGACAACCCUCCCCUCUGGUAUCGUGGUAUAAACUUAUCUGGUUCAAAGAAGAGAUUCCCCGCUGUUCUUUUGUCUCUUGGAUGUCAGUUUUAUCAAGGCUGCCUACUAGAGAUAGGCUCAUCUCAUGGGGAAUGCAGGUUCCUCCGGUGUGUCCCCUAUGUUCUCUGGACCAUGAAUCGCACGCUCAUAUGUUCUUCUCCUGCUGCUUCUCAACUGCAGUUUGGUCUCACUUCACGGGCUGGUUGCUCCCUACCACUCCGGAUUCACUCGCCUCUUUGGAAACCACCAUUGCUCUGCCACAUAUUGCUUCCUGCUCGGGUGCUGUGUCUGUUAUUAAACUUUUGAUGCAGGUCAUCGUCUACAGCCUGUGGAGAGAGAGGAACGUCCGUAUCUUUAAGAAUGUUUCCUCUACCGCAACGGCGAUCGCCAAGUAUGUUGAUCGUUCUAUGAGGGAUCGUCUCUUGUCCUUAGCCCCUCCAGCUGAUGGCCACGACACGCUCCUCCUGCUCUACCUUUCCAUCAGACGUCUCUUUCCACCUUAG